Messenger RNA from Pyrus x bretschneideri (Chinese white pear), 4706 nucleotides. Its product is annotated as receptor-like serine/threonine-protein kinase ALE2. Gene Ontology annotation, biological process: protein phosphorylation. The transcript has 16 exons. The record is from RefSeq and is a predicted model, not a curated record. The coding region runs from base 450 to 4265 and encodes 1271 amino acids. NCBI's taxonomy places the organism in Eukaryota, Viridiplantae, Streptophyta, Magnoliopsida, Rosales, Rosaceae. Gene Ontology annotation, molecular function: ATP binding; protein kinase activity.
CACAAAAUCUGUUACUUUGGCACUGUAAGUUUUCCCUGUAUGUGUAUAUACGUUACAAAAUAUUUGAUUUUCCGGUUAAUUUCCAAAUUUCCCAGUUGGGUUUUGCACCUCAUGUCUGUUGAAAAGUUUCUAUCUUUCAUGGACCUCUCAAAGCUCUGCUCUGCAAAUUCCAGAGCUUUUGUUCUCAGAAAGCUAGGAGUUUUGCUUCUCCUAGCUGUUUUCACCAAACCCUUUUCUGGGUUGCCUUCUCCUUGCUUUGCUCUCACUGCUUGUGGGAAUUUUUUAAUCCAAUAAAAUCACCCCCUUUUUAUUUUUGCUUCAAGUUACAACUCAUUAAUACGGUGAUUAAUUUAUUCCUUUAAUUGUUGUGAUUGUUAUUAUUUUAUUGCUCUCUAAUUACUUCUUACUCUGGAGGAGUUCUUUGGGUGUGGAGAUUUUGAGAUUUGGUGAUGAUGCCAGCCAUUCUCCAGCUGGUGAAUCUCUGUGUCAUUGGCUUUGCUUUUGCUCUCCAAGGAUCUGCAGGGUUAAAUAUAUCACCAUCACCAGAACCUCUCUCCGUGAAUCCUCCUGUUGAAACAGCUCCCCCUCCUCUUCCCAACAGAAAGCCAUUCACAAGCAAUGCCCCAAUCCCCGGUUUACAGCCAAAUGGGUCCAAUUUACACCCAUCACCCAAAAAGCCACCUCUUAUGUCCACCCCACUGCCCCCAAAUAAUGCUCCUCCGCCACCAAAUGUUGAAGAUCAAGUCCCGUCUGUGCCACCAAAAGAUGCUCCUCCACCACUAGGCAUUGAAGUUCAUGUACCGUAUGCGCUACCAAAUAAUGCCCCUCCAUCACCAACUGUUGGAGGUCAAGUACCACCUAGGACACCAAAUAAUGCUCCACCACCACUAAGUAUUGAAGUUCAUACACCUUCUGCCCUACCCAAUAAUGCUUCCUCACCACCAACUGUUGAAGGUCAUGCAGCAUCUAUGCCACCAACUAAUUCUCCACCACCACCAAGUGUUGAAGAUCAUGCACCGCCUAUGCUACCAAAUAAUGCUCCUCCUCCUCCAAGUGUUGAAGGUCAUGUACCGUCUAUGCCACCAACUAAUGCUCCUCCACCACCGAGUGUUGAAGGUCAUGUACAGCCUGUGCCGCCAAAUAAUGCUCCUCCACCACUAAGCAUUGAAGUUCAGGUGCCGUCUGCACCACCAAAUGAUGCUCCUCCACCACCAAGUGUUAAAGGUCAUGUACCAUCUACACCACAAAAUAAUGCUCCUCCACCAUUAAGUAUUGAAGUUCAUGUGCCAUCUGCACCACCAAAUAAUGCUCCUCCACCACCAAGUGUUAAAGAUCAGGUACCAUCUACGCCACCAACUAAUGCCCCACCACCACCAAGUGUUGGUCAUGUACCGUCUAUGCCACCGACUGUUCCUCAAACAAAGCCAGCGAUCAAUAAGAGUCCUAGCUCAGUGCCAAUUGCUCCAGUCCCUGUUGAAAUACCUUCGAGGAAUUUGCCACAAAUUUCACCGGCCAUGCAUGCAAGUACACCAGAAACUUCGCCAUUUGCUCAUCAAAGACAUGUGCCAAACAAUAAGGUUCCCAUACCACAGCCAAUUGCUCCAGCACCUAUUUCAUCCCUGCCGAGGACAUUGGGACCAAAUCCACCUUUAGUCCAUCCGAUCACACCAAAUGUACCACCACCUACAUUACCUGCACCAGUUGCAUCACCAACUAGCAAUUUGCCACUAAAUCCGCCAUCCGUUCACCCAGUUACACCUGGAGAAUCACCAUCCACUUUUCCUGAUCCUCCUGUAUCAUCUAUUCCACCCAGCAUCAACGGGAAAAGGGGUCGUUUUCCAGUUGUUGCACCGCCAUAUGAAGCUCCCAAGCCAUCACUACCUGUGGACCGCACCCCAGCUGAAGCUCCAUCUGUCCACAAACCUGUGGUAUCAUCUCAUCCCCCGGUUGGAUCAGCAUAUGAAGCUCCCAGGCCGUCACUACCCAAGGUCCAUACUCCAGCUGAAGGUCCAGUGAUGCCACCGGUAUCAUUUAGAACAGGCAGGCAAAGACACUAUGCUCCUCCACCCCUAAAUCCAGGGUCUUCGGUUCCUCCAUCCCAUUUACCUGAAGCUCCGUCAGUGAGCCAUGUUUCGCCUGUUCCUUCUCCAUCUUUAGAAGGCGCUACUCACGAAACCAAAUUGCACCCUAAGAUUUCUCCAUCUGGGUCUUUGGCAAAGAGCCCAAAAGCACCACCACCGCUGCAACUAGUAUUCCCACCGCCACCUCCCAAUCAAGAUUGUUCAUCAACUAUUUGCACUGAUCCAUAUACAAAUACUCCUCCUGGGUCACCUUGUGGCUGUGUCUUGCCUCUGCAAGUUGGACUGCGACUUAGUGUUGCACUGUAUACGUUCUUCCCCUUGGUUUCAGAACUAGCCCAGGAAAUUGCUGUUGGGGUUUUUAUGCAACAAAGUCAGGUCCGCAUUAUUGGAGCCAAUGCAGCUACCCAGCAACCAGACAAGACAGUUGCCCUCAUUGACUUGGUUCCCCUUGGGGAAAAGUUUGAUAACACCACAGCUUUUUUGACUUCCCAGAGAUUUUGGCAUAAACAAGUUGUUAUAAAAGCAUCGUGUUUUGGCGACUAUGAAGUACUAUAUGUGCGGUAUCCAGGUUUACCCCCGUCUCCACCUUCUUCGGAUGCUGAUGCAAUGAAUGCGGGGCCAUAUCCUGUUAAUGACAAUAAUGGAAGGACAAUGAAGCCCCUCGGGGUUUACAUGGACAAGAGGAAGAAUAAAAAUGGGCUUAGUGGUGGGGUAAUUGCUAUUAUUGCUUUGUCUUCCUUUGUAGCAGUUGCUUUAUGCUCUGCUGCUGCUUGGGUUUUUCUGUUCAAACCUAGAGACUGUGCUUCUCAACCAGCAGCAACUCCGCGGGCUUUGCUACCUUCUUCUGAAAAACCAUCUGGUACUGCUGGGUCGAUGAUGGAAAGUAGGCACAGUUCCUUGUCGUUAUCAUUCGGAUCCAGCAUUGCACCAUAUACAGGAUCUGCUAAUACUUUCAGUGCGAGUGACAUUGAGAGAGCCACUAACAAUUAUGACGAUUCAAGAGUACUUGGGGAAGGUGGCUUUGGGCGUGUUUAUAGUGGUGUUCUUGAAGACGGGACCAAGAUUGCUGUCAAAGUUCUAAAAAGAGAUGAUCAGCAGGGUGGUCGGGAGUUUUUGGCUGAAGUAGAGAUGCUUAGUCGUCUUCAUCAUCGAAACUUGGUCAAGUUGAUUGGCAUAUGCACAGAAGAGCAUAGCCGCUCCUUGGUUUAUGAACUCAUUCCUAAUGGCAGUGUGGAAUCUCAUUUGCAUGGAAUUGACAAGGACAGUGCUCCACUUAAUUGGGUACAACGCAUGAAAAUAGCACUUGGUGCUGCUAGGGGGCUGGCAUAUCUACACGAGGAUUCCAGCCCCCGUGUAAUACACAGGGAUUUCAAAGCCAGCAAUAUUUUGCUGGAAGAUGAUUUUACACCAAAAGUGUCUGACUUUGGUUUGGCGCGAACUGCCAUGGAUGAGGAAAACAGACACAUAUCAACACGGGUCAUGGGAACUUUCGGGUAUGUGGCUCCGGAAUAUGCAAUGACUGGGCAUCUUCUUGUCAAGAGUGAUGUAUAUAGCUAUGGCGUUGUCCUUCUUGAACUCUUAACUGGAAGAAAACCGGUAGACAUGUCACAGCCACCUGGUGAAGAAAACCUAGUUGCAUGGGCCCGGCCGCUUCUCACAUGUAAAGAAGGGUUGGAAGCAAUCAUAGACCCAAAUCUAGGAUCCGUGGUCCCAUUUGAAAGUAUUGCCAAAGUGGCAGCUAUUGCUUCGAUGUGUGUACAGCCAGAGGUAUCACACCGCCCUUUUAUGGGCGAGGUUGUCCAGGCCUUAAAACUGGUAUGCAAUGAGUUCGAUGAGGCGAAAGAAUUAGGUUCAAGGAGUUCUAGCCAAGACGAUGUGUCCAUUGAUGUGGCUGAUGACACAAAUACUACCUCGGGACAGUUGCCAGAUACUUUCCAAAACCGAUAUUCCAUGCUGACCUAUGAUUCCGACCUUGAGACAGAGCGGGAAGCAUCAUUGUUGAGGAUGCUCAGUACCUCAAUGAGCACAGGGAGGCAAGAUACUGACUCGUUUAGGAGGCACUCCAGUUCAGGUCCUUUGGGAACAGGAAGGAGUAAGCAGUUCUGGGAGAAACUGAGAUCAUCCGGGGGCAGUGUGAGCGAACAUGGGUUUAUGUUCAAAUUAUUUCAAGGCUCCCCCCAUUGAACGCCUACUUACAAGUUUACAAUGUUCGGUUUCUUGCUUGAUUCCUAAAUCUCAGAUCACCACGCAAGAAGCGCCCAUUUGCAGAACGCCAUUACGACAAGAAGUCUGCUGCGCAUGGGAACUCGGACAUGGGCAAAGUUGUGCAGAUGUGUAGAACUGGAAUGGAUGGAGGUACGAAUUCGGAUCAACCUUAAUAAACGUCGAAACGGUAACUGGAGCUUAAGUAUAUAUGAGUAGGUUAAGUGUGAUUAACCUACUGAAUUGUCAGAGUUGAAGCAUCAAAAGUUUUGGACCAAAGGCUGCUGGAAAUCAAUUUUUUUUAAAUUUGUAAAUUCUCUGUGAUAUUUGUGUAUUAUUCAGAGAAAAGGACGCUCUUUGUUACCAACAAUGUAGAGAACAUUUUGUGCCAUGAAAUUAAUCCAUCUGUUCCCUUCUCUUCCA